Cyprinodon tularosa is the source of this 6150-nucleotide messenger RNA. RefSeq names its product dual-specificity tyrosine-(Y)-phosphorylation regulated kinase 2 (gene dyrk2). Gene Ontology annotation, biological process: peptidyl-threonine phosphorylation; peptidyl-serine phosphorylation. NCBI's taxonomy places the organism in Eukaryota, Metazoa, Chordata, Actinopteri, Cyprinodontiformes, Cyprinodontidae. The record is from RefSeq and is a predicted model, not a curated record. Gene Ontology annotation, molecular function: ATP binding; protein serine/threonine kinase activity; protein serine/threonine/tyrosine kinase activity. Gene Ontology annotation, cellular component: nucleus. The transcript has 7 exons. Bases 78 to 1841 code for a protein of 587 amino acids.
GAGGAAGAGGAGGAGCUGAAGAUGGAGGAAGAGGAGGUGUCCUACUCAGCGGAGACCAGAGGAGAGGAGCGGCCGCCAUGUUAACCAAGAAGCCCGGAGCCUCGGUCCUCCCGACGGGCAAAUCGGGCGAGCCGGUCUGCUCUCCUGGUCACAGUGGCUCUCAGACAACAUCGCCCGUCGCCCUGCCGCCACUGCGCAACAACAACCACAACCCCCUGACGGGAGGUUCUAAGGCCGCCAUGUCGGACGGCAUCCAGCACCAGAUCCAGAUCACCCAGCUGUACGAGGAGAACUCCAACAAACGUUCGGUCCUCACCACCCAGCCCAACGGCCUGGCUCCGCUCGGCUCGGCCCGGCCAGGCCUGCCGCUCCCAGACCGACUGACCUCCACAUCGGAUUCCGCCCACCACGGCCGCCAGGGCAGCGCCACCUCCAACAAGUCGGCGGACAGCAAGAUGAAGCCCAUCCCCAUGACGCCCGAGAUGGCCAUGAAGCAGUUCAUGUCCAAGCUGUCUGCGUUCGAACAUCACGAGGUCUUCAACUUCCCUGAAGUAUAUUUCGUCGGCCAGAACGCGAAGAAGAGGUCGGGCGUUCUGGGCGGCGCUAACAACGGCGGCUACGAUGACGACCAGGGGUCCUACAUCCAGGUGCCACACGACCACAUCGCUUACCGCUACGAGGUCCUGAAGGUGAUCGGGAAAGGCAGCUUUGGACAGGUGGUAAAAGCCUUCGACCAUAAAACUCUGACCCAUGUCGCUCUGAAGAUGGUCCGGAACGAGAAGCGCUUCCACCGGCAGGCCGCGGAGGAGAUCCGCAUCCUAGAGCACCUGAGGAAGCAGGACAAGGAGUCGAACAUGAACGUCAUCCACAUGCUGGAGCACUUCAACUUCCGGAACCACAUCUGUAUGACCUUCGAGCUGCUCAGCAUGAACCUCUACGAGCUCAUCAAGAAGAACAAAUUCCAGGGCUUCAGCCUCCCGCUGGUCAGGAAGUUCGCCCACUCCAUUCUCCAGUGUCUGGACGCGCUGCACAAGAACCGCAUCAUCCACUGCGACCUCAAACCUGAGAACAUUUUGCUCAAGCAGCAGGGACGCAGCGGCAUCAAGGUCAUAGACUUCGGCUCCAGCUGCUACGAACACCAGAGGGUUUACACUUACAUCCAGUCCAGGUUCUACAGAGCGCCAGAAGUGAUUCUAGGUUCCAGGUAUGGGAUGCCAAUCGACAUGUGGUCCCUGGGCUGCAUCCUGGCUGAACUGCUGACCGGUUACCCACUGCUACCGGGUGAAGACGAAUCCGACCAGCUGGCCUGCAUCAUCGAACUACUGGGCAUGCCCAGUCCGAAGGUCCUAGAUGGCGCCAAGCGAGCCAAGAACUUUGUGUCAUCUAAAGGCUACCCGCGUUACUGCACCGUCACCACCAUGCCUGACGGCACCACAGUCCUAAACGGAGGACGCUCGAGGCGUGGAAAGACACGCGGACCGCCGGGCAGCAAGGACUGGAGCGCCGCUUUGAAGGGCUGCGACGACCCCCUUUUUCUGGACUUUCUUAAACAGUGUCUUGAAUGGGACCCGGCGCUCAGGAUGACACCGAGCCAGGCGCUGCGCCACUCCUGGCUCAGGAGGCGACUUCCCAAACCUCCAUCUGGAACCACAGCUGGAGACAAACCCUCCUCUACUAAGCGAGGCACCACAGACGGUGCCAUCACCUCCCUCUCCAAACAUGCGCCCACCUCCUCUACCACCACCACCUCCUCUACCAAGACUAGGACUAAUUUGGCAGCCAUCACUGACGCCAACGGAAACAUCCAGCCGAGGACGGUUCUGCCCAAACUGGUCAGCUGAGAGUGAUUACACCCCACUGAGAGGGGUGGUGGGGUGAAAGCAGAGUUCACGAGCAACAAGCUAGACCUGAAUUAAACUGGUCCAUCCAGUUUGGAAGCGUAUUCUGGUAUUUAUUGCUUUGCUGGGCUGCGUUCAAGUGAAGUGCAGUCAGAGGCAUCCUAACGUUGGAUUAUUUAACAGACCAGAGGCCAUGCUGGGUGUUACUGACACAAGGAACCAUGGAUGCAUUCAGACGCCUCAGAUUCAUCAUGUCCGAUGGAAUGAGAUGUUUUGAAGUUGAGCAAAAAGACAAUCGUAACGCAUCACUCUGCUCUGUAGCUCCAAACUCACAAAGAAAACACAUGAAACCAUGGUGCUGAUGGAGGGAACAACCUUUUUAGAAUAUUUUAUAACAAGCUUUUUAGCCGAGUCAUAAAAUCCGUUUUACACCAAAAAUAAUUUCAGUGACUGCAGUCUUACAAGUUUCUAUCUACACUUUUUUUAUGAACCGAUUCAAGUGUCGUUUUAUCUCAAAACUACACCUGGUUUUUGGUUCAUUUUACUUUAGGCGUACAGUUAGAAAAUGAUCGUUAUUAAAUCCAAAUCACUGCAACAAAACUUCCUAAACCCCGAUUGUUUAACAGCUACCCGUUAGCUGGCUGACAGAAUUAUCUAGCCCGUUUUAUAUCGUAUUAACUAGCUAGCCAUGUUAGCAUGCUAGCAUAGUGCCUGUUAGCUGGCUAACUGUUAACUAGCACCGAUUGAGUUGGUAACGGCUAUAUAUUGUUGUAUAGCUUUACAAUUACUGACUAUAUUUGAUGUUUCUAGCUAGCAGUUAGCCUAGCAUACAUAAAUGAGUUGGCUAACUGUAGCUAGCUCAACGUUUGCCUUCUUUAUCAGUCUGUUGGCUAGCCUUAGCCGUUAUAGCCAUAGCGUGUCAGCUCUCCACUGCCCGGCCUUAUCAUCCUCAGACAAAAAGUUUCUACUUUCCAUAGUUUAGUGUUUGUUCAUCCGUUUAAGGAGCAGCAGAACCGCCUGCAGAGUUUGGUUGUGUUUACAAGAACCGGCCUGUUCCCUCCCUGUGAAACCAAAUAUGAAUACAUUUUAUGGGAACAAGCAGGCUGAUGGUGCAGGAACGUUAGAAUGGAAAAUCAGUGUGGUUUACAAAGAGUUAAAAUAACCGCCUCCAAUGGAAAAAGAAAAGAACAAUCUGAAGGACAAAAAAAAUUGAAGUAUAGUAAAAUCAGAAGAUUCAGCUUCUGUUUUAAUGUGAAAAAACAUGUUUUUAGAAAGCUAAAUAUUAACUGCAGGAAAAGAUGUUUAUGUGGAUUUUAAAUGGGACCUUUUAUAAUUUGGCCCAAUCAGAUUUUUUCUUUUUUUUAAUCCUAUAUUAAAUUUUCAGAUCAUCAAACAUUCAUAUCUGACCAAGAUAAUUUGAAAAUAAACAGGCUUUAGGCCUUUGUGUCCUUUUGGGUCAGCAGCGGUUUUGGUUUUUAACUUCUCCCACUGACGUCAUUUUGACGCAGUCCUUUUGUUGAUUCAUGACCUUUGACCUUAUCCAUUUCUGGGAUCUUAUUGAACGUCUUGAUGAUCUGAAAUAUUUAAUUCUAAGGAUAAUCAAAAAGAAAAAGACAUCUGUCAGAGUGCAGGAACGUUCUCCAGUCAUUAUACAUAAGUGACUAAAGCGUUGAAAAUUAAAGUUUUUUUAGUACUGUAACUCUGGUUAACCAAAGGCCAAUGGGAUUGAUUUAAUCCCAUUAAAAGCUUGAUUAUAAUUGGAAAACUGCUCAUUUUUACUGAAAAUGAGCAAACAUUGUAAUUGGAGAACUUAAAGAACAUUAAAGAACUGAAAGAUUUUAAGGAGUUUUGAAUACACUGUAUUAAGAUUUUAGUUUUUGGUUCAAUGAAGUAUAAUUACUUUAAAGUCCUAGAAUAGAAAUACAACAGGUGAAGCAGCCUCGUUAAAUCUGGUCAGGUCAGACAGAAAACAAUGGAGUAUAUUCCUUUAAAAUCUACUAAUUAAAUGAUGUCAAACACACCUUAGUCUUCAUUUUUAUGGUAAAUUGUUUUUUAAUUAACAAAUAUUGUGAGCAAACAUAAAAAUGAAAUCUGUUGCUGCACAGAAAAUAAUGCAGCUCCUAUUGUAUAAAAGUACCAACCUGGAGGUUAGACAGCUGUCAGACCUUUGAUUAUAGAGACUUUCUAAUGCAAAAUAAUAAUAAAAAACUGACAGUAAAUCAAAGUUUAAAGCAAAUCUGUGUUAAAUAUAAACUGAUUAUUAUGCCCAGACAGUCAGACCCAUGUAUGGAAUGCCUUUUAAUCAAAAUGCUUUUUAAAAGAAAGAAAAUCAUCAUCAUCUUCUUCUCUUUUUUUUAAUCCAUAGAUAUAUUUUUUUAUGUAAUUUCUUUUGUUUUCCAUAAUUUAAUUUUAAGGAAAAGACCAAGUCUGCUGAUUUUUACUUUAAAGCUGCUCCAGUUUAGUCCCACAGAGAAUAUUGGAUGUAACUGGAAUAAAAUAAGAUCUGAAAUUUAAUCUUACAGCUUUAUUCAUGUUUUUCGAAAAGUAUUUUUUAGGUGCCAAAAAAAUCCUUAUAUCCUUAUUUGUUUUAUUCUAUUUACCCGCAUAUUUUAGACAGACUUAGUUUAUAAAUACAAAUAUCAAACGGUCGUAUUUGUAGUCAUCUAAAGGCGCCCUAUUUCUACCCCAGCUUUAAAUCACUAAAGUUAAGUUUAGCCUCUUAUGCCAGUGAAUGAAAAGGUUUCAAUUAAAGAAACCUCUUUAAGAGGAAACCUUAUUUAAAGAAAAUUAAAGACACCCAUCUGGUUACUUUAAGUGUCUCACGUUGCAGCUAACCCCUAUUCUAGACAAACAUGCAGCCACCAGUGAAGAUAACGCCCCUUUAAAAUGGGAUGUAACCCCCAGCCAAAGCAGACUCACAGUGAUAUAAUCAGCAUAUUUUAUUUAAAGGGUUACAUUUUGAUUAAAAUAGCAUUCCAUACAAAUCCCACCAGUUUAUUUUAUACUGAUGCAAUGUGUUGGCAAUUUUCACAUUUAAAUAACUGGAUAAACAUGUGGUAUCAAUAACAACUUGGUUCCCAUUGGUUUUGGGGCCUUUAGCUCGUUUCUGGUUCUGCCUGAAUUUGAAUUUACAUGAAGAAACUAAAUGUCCAGAUCAGGCUGGUCGGCUCCAUAGAUCGGCCACCGGAGCAUUAAUGAAACAAUAGAUCUGUGAUCAAACUUUAACCCUGAUCUUUGUGAUCAGCUGUAUGCAUCGGUCCGAGCGAUCAGGAAGGGCCGAUAGGUUAGGAGAUUUAAUUUAUUUGUCUCAUUUUAAUAUUUAAAAGUCUAAUCUACGGUAUGUAAUUACAGUGAUGUGCAGUUUUUACUGUAUACUUGAAUGUGUGAGUGUUUGUUGCAGGACGUGAGUGUGCGAUAUUCAAAGGUUUCCUCAAAGCUUGUUCCCUUACACACACAGUUCGAUUAAAGCACGCAAAAACUGUUCUUGAACGCACCCUGACGAUAAAGUCGCAUGAGGAGGUGGAGGAUGAAGACUGUGACGAUGAGGAGGAGGUCGAUGUUCCCAAGAUUGGCUGAAAGUGGUUGUGAUUGUCGACAAAAUGUAGCACCCGGGAAGAAAAAGGACAAAUGCGUUGAUGCACAGGAGGAACUGAUGACGAACAUUAUGCAGAUGCUACAUGCUCCGCCCAUCUCAGGGGAAGCUCCGCCCCUCCAGGUGCAGGAGGAGGAAAACUAGAAAAUGUUUUUGUUUUGAUAAGUUUAGUUGAUUUUAUGUUUAGUGUUUUUCAAUUUUUUUUUUCUUUUGUGAGACAGAGUGCUGAGAGUGGUAACUUUGUGCCUUCAGUAUCUAAACGCCAUGUCACGCCCUCCCAACACACGCACCAUUACAGUGUCAUCGAAUUCACUGCUAAAAUUUAGUCCUAACCGUAAUCCGGUUAGGGAACCAAUGCCAAGUCCUUCUCUAAAUGAACAUUAGAAAAAAAAUAUGUUUUUCUCCAUGAUGGUGUUUUAUCUGCGUCAUAUUUAACUGUCUUUGUAAAAUUCAGGAAUUCAUGCUAUGAUUUAGCAAAUUUGCUAGGUCUUUUUUGAUGCGCUGACUACAGAUUAAACAUUAUUGUAUUAUAAAUUAUUUCAUCAUUUGGUGCCAAAAAGUUGCUUUCCAUUUUUCACUAAAGUUUUGGAUUUGGGAAUAAGCCUCAUCAGACUGUGUCUUUGCUAUGGAUGAGUGACCUCGCUAAUAACUGUUAGCAUUAAAAAGGCUAUUUAAAAACGGAGUGAGAAAAUAUUAAAAUCAUAAUAUUUAAAAAAAAAA